AUGAACAAUGCUCGCCCUUCGCCCACAACAUCGCCCCCGGCCCCUGGUUUUGGGCACCCACCUGGCCCGAGCGAUGCCCAUGACACCAUCGCCCCGUAUCCAUCGCCUUCUAGUCGCCAGCAACGUCUUCUAAAGCUGCGCAAUGACAAUUUCUCCGCGAAGUCGUCGUUGUCCGGGACAGUCCUCAAUUCCAGGCUUUCAGGCCUGACGGCCGAGAACGGAUCACCACCACAGAGGAACCAAGAGAACGUCGUCGUCGCACAUCCCAGGGUUCAGCCUCGCAAAUACCACACCACAUCCUCCCUCGGCAUACUCGCAGAGAUCUCUAAUUCGGUUCGAAGCGCAUCAUUGGGAGUACGUCAACGGGAGCUGCUAGGCCGGCAGGCAAUUCCCAUAUUCCAGGACAAUCCGGAGAGGGGUCUGCUUGAGCCCUCGCCAACGACCUCCCCACCUGUGUACAGAAAUUCGUUGUCCAGUCCAGUUGAUUCCCCUUUUCGUUUCGAGCACAUCCAAGAUUCAUUCACAAUGGGCCUUAGAGAGGUCUCCGGAAAUGCGCGCAAGUCGCCUUUGACCGACAACCCACUUGGGACCAAUGAUAGCAAAUCGAUCCGUCGCCGCAAGACGACUACGACCUCGCGCUUCAAUUCAGAAGAGUACAUUGAUCGCAUCGAGAAAGAGCUCGAGCUGGCCAACAACUCAGUAUAUUCGCCUAACAGUAAUCGCUCAUGGAAGGACAAAUUAAAACAAGCCGAGCAAGAGAAUGAGCGGCUUCGACAAGAGCUCGCAGACGUCAAGACGACCUUCGAAACUGAGGUCCAGACGGCUGUACAGCACAAAACCGCCGCAGAGCUCGCUCUUAGGAGGAAGAUUCGGGCUCUUGAGGAUGAGGUCGAGCAGAAGAAUAGCACUAUUCGCGAGAUUCAAUCACAGCGGGUGCAUGAACACCCGGAUCAAGGCAUGUUCGACACUCUGCGAGCUACCAUUGAGAGGCUCGAAGCAGAAAACCAUAGUCUGGAACAAAGCAACGAGACACUUCGACCUCGAGGCUCCGCGCAGACUAUCGAAAAGCCAGCGUCCCCAGUCACUGCUGCUACCUCGGGUGGCUUCAUCUCCCACACAUACACAUCCACAACGGCCGCGCAGCCUCAUAGGCUCGCCUGCGUCAAAUCAUGCCUUAAGCUCGUCCCGAUCUAUGCAGACUGGCGCCCGACAUCCGAGCAACCUCCCGCAUCGUCCUCGGUCGACCCCAGCGGCAAGCCAAAUCCGAACCGGAGGCGGCGCAGAAUGCACGGAUCAACGCAGCUGAAGCCAUUGUUGCUACCUACACUGACGAGCGAAUAUGGUGCCUUGAGCACCACGACACCAGUGGUGUCUCCCAGCAAGACGCCGAGACGAGAUUUCUCCGAAGAGUCGGCCGAUCCGACUACCAUGUUCAUCUCGCAAUCGCCGGCAAGCUACGACUUCGACGGGGAGAGCGUUCUCAGCGAUCCAUACGCGGAGUCAGCGAGUAAGACAACAGCUCGGAGUCUCGCAUAUCAAAGCCUUGAGGGUGUAUUGGAUGGCAGCGAUGACACCACAGCGCGUGAUACUGAUGCCGGCCAGUCGUAUUUCGGCUUCAUCAGUAACACAGCUCGUGCCGGCUCCUCGGUAAUCUCACCGCGCAGCGGCUACGCGUUGGAUGGACUGAGAAGCCCGCGCUCGAUGUCUUCGGGCGAAGAUGCCGAUAGUACCCUCAUGCCCAGAUAUCAUCAGUCAGCUCCCGGCGACGGCCCUAACGAUGGACCAGGGCAAUUGAUUUUGUACUCAUCUCCUGGCGAAGUCUCAGGUGUUGAGAUUCCGGAGCCCUUGUUCUCUACAUCCAUGCGGCAAGCUGCGCCCACCGAUGAGCCAAUGCUGCCCUCAUUGAGCGCCCACGACGAUAUCGACAACCAUGGUCUGCCGGUCUUGGCCGGCUACGCUCGAAAGCGUCGGAAGAUGAGCUCAGCCUUCGAGGCCCAUGAUGAAAGUCAUAUUGACAAGGACAAUGAUGUGGCAGCUGAGGCUGAACCGACUGCUCUGCCCGAGACUACGGACAGAGGCACUGAUGCAAGAUCUUUGAGUGGCACCGAAACACCAAUGGUCCGAUCGAGGCCGACAUCUAUGUCUCUGUUGUCGCCACGUCGGUCUAGGACUCCGUUGGAGCUGCUCUCGCGCAAGAACUUUGGCGUCAAGCCAAUUGCUGUGGUCACUAUCAAGACGAUUUACGGGACGCUAUCAAGGUGCACGACUAUGAUGCGAGACUUUAGAAGAGAUCCCCUUGCUGUUGCUCGACGGGUAAUUGCAAAUGCCUGGCGCUGCAAUUGGGCGGUCCUUGGCAAGCUAAGCUGGUGGGUGCUGGGCCUGUUUCUUGGUUCUUCGACUAAGGAUCGAGAGCAAGACUGGGACUGGGAUGACUUCGACGGCGAGGCGAUCGCGGACCGACAUUGUGGAGCAAGCUCUGAAGCACGGCAGCCUCUCCUCCAGGAGCAGAGUGGUGACUCGCAAGAACGUAGGGUUCACUUUGAUGCUGACAAUGCAAGUGCUGGUGAGCAUGUUCCAAGUCCGCCUCAAGAGAGCCGAAAGCCUGGCUGGGGCAAGACCGUCAUGCUAUGGGGCAAGUUCAGCAUGGCAAUAAUGCUGGCCGUUGGUGGAGCAGUCGUGAAGGGUCCCGGAGAAAUGCUCAAGGAAAGCGAUUUGGACUCCGCUUCUAGCAGAGGCCGGAAGGGGCAUCGCCGAGUAAGUGUCCACAAUGGCGAUGAUGCUUUGGGCGACGUGUCUGCCACGAGCGUCGAACUUCAGGCAGUCUCGCCAGAUUCUGCAACUAGCAGUUGUCGAAAACGGCGGAUGGCUAAGCCAUCGCUGUUCUCGCCUCCGCCCUCUGCACGAGCCGUAUUGUCACAGGAGCUGGACAUGGAGCACUUCUCUUCUUCGCCACCAGCGAGUUCGUCUCCUUCGCUUGGUUCGUUCCGCUUCGGCAGGGGCCAGCGUUUCGAUUUUGCUAUGGACGAUGACUUAAACAUGGACGUCGAGGUAGAGACACUAAAACCUCGCAGAUCUGCUAGAUCACGUCUCGACAAUGUCUUUGAGCCAUCCAACACGACGAAGGCAUUCGAACGAGGCAAGCACGGGCACCACGAAUAUGAUCCGGCCAGCGCUGGACUUGGAGCAUUCGAUUCUACCCGUCCACUCCCGAUAGCCUGA
Messenger RNA from Cyphellophora attinorum, 3219 nucleotides. RefSeq lists its product as uncharacterized. The record is from RefSeq and is a predicted model, not a curated record. Lineage: Eukaryota; Fungi; Ascomycota; Eurotiomycetes; Chaetothyriales; Cyphellophoraceae. The coding region runs from base 1 to 3219 and encodes 1072 amino acids. The transcript has 4 exons.